This is a messenger RNA of Lactuca saligna, 1049 nucleotides long. The record is from the annotation of a GenBank genome assembly. NCBI's taxonomy places the organism in Eukaryota, Viridiplantae, Streptophyta, Magnoliopsida, Asterales, Asteraceae.
CUUUUUCAAAAAAAACUUUUUUUCUAAUGAAAAGCUAAGCUAAGCCAAACAACCCAAAACCAUCUAACAAUUUUGUAGUUUAUAGACCAUGAAAUCUGACGAAGAGGAGUGACAUUCAUGAAGAGAAGGAUGGGGGAUCGAAAGAAAGACGGAGGAAAUGCGAAGAAAUCGAAGAAGACGGAGUCGAAUUGGCCACUCAUCAAGCCUAAAUCCAAUCUCCGUGUUUCUCGCCUAAAGGAUUACGAUCUAUUUACUGUGCAGAAUUUCCUAACAGCUGCUGAAUCAAAAGCAUUUGUAAAAACAGCAGAAGCAAUUGGGUUCGUCCACCAAGGAAGUCUUGGACCCACAAAAGGUGAAGCUUACAGAGACAAUGAUCGCAUUGCUGUAAAUGAUCCUGUUCUUGCUGCUACACUAUGGGAAUCUGGUCUUAGCAAACACUUUUCUGAUAUCACUAUUCGAGGCAAAGUUGCUGUUGGGCUAAACCCAAAUAUUAGACUUUACAGGUACAAGACUGGUCAACGUUUUGGUCGACAUAUUGAUGAAAGUGUUGACCUUGGAGAGGGAAAACGCACUCAUUACACUUUGCUGAUAUAUCUGAGUGGUGAUGUUGAGUCCAAACUUAAAUCUGAUGUGAACAAUUCACAAUCACAUGAAUUCUUUGAACCUCUAGUUGGUGGUGAAACUGUGUUUUAUGGUCCACGAAAUAGCCUUGUAGCAGAGGUAAGUCCCAGUGAAGGAAUGGCACUGUUUCAUAUCCAUGGAGCCAAGUGUAUGUUGCAUGAAGCAAGAAAUGUUACAAAAGGAGUGAAGUAUGUUUUGAGAUCAGAUGUUGUUUUUGCAUGAUGACUUAUUGCUUAAAACACUUUGGAGAAAUAUGUGUGUAAAGGUUGGUUAUUUAUCAUGGUAUAACUGUGGUUUGGAAUACAAUUGAGGUGAGGUGAUUAACAUUGAUGGUUUGUACAACAUGAUCUUUGAUAAUUGAUAUGAAUAUUGUCAUUUUCUGCACCAUUCUCUUGUUUGAAGUAUCUGUUCCAAAACAUAACAAACCC